Messenger RNA from Cutaneotrichosporon cavernicola, 2184 nucleotides. RefSeq lists its product as uncharacterized. The coding region runs from base 1 to 2184 and encodes 727 amino acids. Gene Ontology annotation, cellular component: nuclear pore central transport channel; nuclear pore. The transcript is spliced from 3 exons. The record is from RefSeq and is a predicted model, not a curated record. Lineage: Eukaryota; Fungi; Basidiomycota; Tremellomycetes; Trichosporonales; Trichosporonaceae. Gene Ontology annotation, biological process: RNA export from nucleus; protein import into nucleus. Gene Ontology annotation, molecular function: structural constituent of nuclear pore; phospholipid binding.
AUGUCUGGCUUUGGGGGCUUUGGUCAGAACAACAACAAGCCGGGCGGAUUCUCGUUUGGCGGAGCCAACACCAACACGGGUGGCGCAGGCGCCUCGCCCUUUGGCGGCGGCGCCAACGCGGCAGCACCAUCAGGCGGGCUCUUCGGUAGUGGUAACGCGGCUGCACCGGCGGCGGGAUCAUUGUUCGGCGGCGGCUCGAACACUGCCGCGCCUGCCGCUGCACCUGCGAGCGGUGGCCUAUUUGGCGGCGGCAACACUAACACUGCGGCACCAGCAAGCGGCUUCGGCGGAGGUGCCAAGCCCUCUAGCCCCUUCUCCUUCGGCGGCACGGCCUCCAACCCUCCCGGCCCGGCUCCCCCAGCCGCGGCUGCCCCGUCAGCACCCGCCAGUGGCGGCCUGUUCAGUGGCGGCUUCGGCAAGCCUGCCGGCAGUGGGGCGAACACCCCCAAGCCUCUCUUCGGCGCCACCGCGGCAGGCUCUACUACACCCGCAUCCACGCCCCCAACUGGAGGACUGUUCGGCGGCGGUGCCAAACCCGCAGGAGCUGGCCUGUUCGGCGCACCUUCUGCUGGAACCACCCCGCCUGUUACUGCUGCUGCAGCCGCGCCCGCUGGAGGGAUGUUCAGCGGCUUCGGCCAGCCCGCGGCGAGCACUACUCCUCCAGCCACCGCCGCGGCUCCGCCAGCCGCUGGAGGGUCGUUAUUUGGAGGAUUCGGGAAGCCGUCGUCCGCCCCGGCUAGCGGGACUGCUACGCCUGCGGCCGGCGGCCUGUUUGGCGGCGGCGCUAGCACCACGCCUGCUGCGGCCCCCGCGCCGGGGAUGUUUGGUUCCAAGCCCGAGGAGAAGAAGGAGGCCGCACCCCCAGCUGCUCCGGCUGCUGCGUCGCUGUUUGGCAGCUUCGGAGGCAAGCCCGCCACUCCCGCUGUCGGGAGCGGGACCACCACCCCCGCUGCCGCCCCCGCUCCGGGUAGUCUCUUCGGAAACCCCGCCGCCCCCGCGUCUGGCGCUGCCACGCCCAGCUUGUUCGGAUCGAAGCCGGAAGAGAAGAAGGACGGCGCUGCGCCUGCCGCGCCCGCUGCCCCGGCCGGCGGUUCGCUCUUCAGCUUCGGCAACAAGGCUGCCACGCCUGCGGCUGGCGCGGCUCCUGCUGGUCCCACGGCUCCCGCGGCUCCCGCGGCUGGCGGUGGCCUGUUUGCGAACUUGGGCAAGACCGCGGAUGCGGGCAAGGCGCCUGAGGCUCCCAAAGCUCCCGCAGCUGGCGGUGGUCUCUUCGCGAGCUUUGGCAACAAGCCUGAGGAGAAGAAGGAAGAGGCCAAAGCGCCUGCUGCCCCGGCGGCUGCUGGCCUGUUCGGCGCACCCAAGUCCGCCGAGGCUUCGUCCUCGUCGGCUCCAGCUGCAGGCCUGUUCGGGUCCAAGCCGGGCACCGCCCCCGCCACUGGCGCCGCGACACCGGCCGUCACCGCCAGCAUGGCUGGAACUCCGGGUGGGGCUGGCACGCCGGCGGUCAAGCCCGGUUCUCCAGUUGGGGUGACCGAGCCAGCGCCCAACCUUCUCCGCGGCAAGACGCUCGACGACAUUGUGGACGGAUGGAGCAAGGACCUUGAGUCGCAGGUCAAGGAGUUUGAGAAGCAGGCAGGCGAGGUGAGAGAGUGGGACAAGGUACUUGUGCGGAACGGCAACCAGAUUGCGGUGCUCCACCAACAAGUGGUCGAGGCGCAGAACAACCAGUCCACGCUCGACAAGAACCUCGACUACAUUGAGAACCAGCAGAAGCAGCUGGACGCAAUGCUGAGCCACUACGAGCGCGAGAUUUCGUCACUUGGCGACAAGGACAGCACGCCGCUCGUCCCCAAGAUGCCUGCAGACCGGGAGCGUGAGAAGGCUUACGGGCUCGCUGAGGACCUGAACAAGCAGCUCGAUGACAUUAGCCGCAACCUCUCGGCCAUGAUCGACGAGGUCAACAAGCUCUCUACAUCUGGGGCUGGCGCUGCUGCCGCCCCUCCCACCGCGCCAAACGCCGCGGAUGCCGCGAGCCAGCAGAGCGACGACCCGAUCAACCAGCUCAGUGCCAUUCUUGGUGCCCAACUCCGCGCAAUCCACAGCAUUGACACCAACGCGACCAAGCUGGGUUCCAAGGUCGACGAGCUCGAGGGUCGCAUGAGCAUGGGCGCACCUCGGAGGUAG